Molecule: messenger RNA, 2170 nt
Organism: Agelaius phoeniceus (red-winged blackbird)
Lineage: Eukaryota; Metazoa; Chordata; Aves; Passeriformes; Icteridae
Source: RefSeq, a predicted model, not a curated record
AUGCCCGCGGAGGGGGGACAAGGGGUCACAGCCGUGCCACGGGAACGGGGGGCUGGAGGCGAGGGUGCCCCCCCAGCCUUCGGUGCCAACGUGCCACCGCCCCCCCGUGUGCCCACGGCCACCCACGCCGCGCGUGUCCCCCGUCACUCGGCACCCACGGCCACCCACGGCCACGUGUCCCCCCCCUCUGCGCCCCAAAGCCGCUGUCACCCCCCGGCAGAGCCCUCGGGCACGGCGGAAGGUCACCGCUCCGGGGACACGGUGCCACCUCGCUGCCCCGUCCGUCCCCGUGCCCGGCGGUGGCGCAGGAACUCCGCACCGGGAUUGUGCCAGCUGGAUCGUGUCACCGUGUCCCCUAAGAGCCCUCGGGACGCCGUGCCCGCCGCGUCCCCCUGCCCUCCGAGCAUCCCCCGGCCGUGCCACGGGCACGUCGCCCCCAACGCCACCGGGGCUCGGUGGCCGCUCCGGCGUGGCCGUGCCGCGCUGCCCCCGGUGCCCGGUCUGGAGAGCCGGGCACUGCCCGUCACAAAGAUGGCGCCACCGCCCUCACAUAGGGAUGGGCAAUGCCAACCACAAAGAUGGCGGCUCAUUGCCAAGCCCGCCGUGCCCUCAGCAAAGAUGGCGGCGGCAGCGUCGCGCCAGGAAGGGCGCGCCGUGCGUGACGCAUGCGCAGAUGGCCGAGGGGGCUCUGGCAGCUCGGGCUCCCCGGGCAGCCUCCGGCCGGGGGCGGCCCGGGGGGUGCUGGGCAGGCGCCCCCCCGCGCCCCCCCUGAGCCCGGGCCGCCUGCCCUCCAUCCGCUCCCGAGACCUCACCCUGGGCGGCGUCAAAAAGAAAACUUUCACCCCCAACAUCAUCAGCAGGAAGAUCAAGGAGGAGCCCCGGGAGGAUGUGGUGGUGAAGAAGGAGAAGAAGGAGCGGGAGCGGCAGCGGGACGGGCACGGCCGGGGCCGGAACCGGCCCGAGGUCAUCCAGUCCCACUCCAUCUUCGAGCAGGGCCCUGCUGAAAUGAUGAAGAAGAAAGCAGGCUCCUGGGACAGGAGCGUGGACGUGUCCGACUUCGGCCCUUCCCACAUCAUCAACAUCAAGAAGGAGAAGAGGGAGACGGACGAGGAGACCAAGCAGAUCCUGAGGAUGCUGCAGAAGGACGAUUUCCUGGAUGACCCGGGGCUGAAGAACGACAUCCGGAACAAGCCGGUGCAGCUGCCCCUGGCCCACUCGGGCUGGCUCUUCAAGGAGGAGGUGGCAGAGCAGGAGGACACACAGCCAUGGCUGCCUGCAGCCAAGGAGGAGAAGAUGGAGCUGGACCCGCCAGCAGUGAAAGUGAAGGAGGAGCCGUGUGAGGAGGAUCCCAAGCCGGCCCAGCCCAAGGGCCCCCCCGGGUUCCCACGGGAUGUGUCGGCGGCUGAGCUGCUGCAGAGGCUGAGCCUGGCCCAGGAGGAGGAGCUGCUGUUCCUGCAGCUCCCUGACACCCUGCCCGGGCAGCCCCCCAGCCACGACUCCAAACCCAGCAAAGCUGAGCUGCACAGCGAGGAUGGGCAGGUGCUGCUGGUGAAGCAGGAGAAGAGCCAGGAGGCCAAGCAGGCAGAGAACAUCUGCACCCUGGCCGACCUCCCCGAGGGCCAGGUGGGGAAGCUGCUCAUCCGAAAGUCAGGAAAAGUGCAGCUGGUGCUGGGCAAGGUCACCCUGGACGUGACCAUGGGCACCCCCUGCUCCUUCCUACAGGAGCUGGUGUCCGUGGGCAUCGGGGACAACCGCACGGGUGAGAUGAUGGUGCUGGGCCACGUCAGGCACAAGCUCGUCUGCUCCCCGGAUUUCGAGGCUCUCCUGGAGCACCGGCACCGAUAGCCCAGGGGGUCUCAGCCCCCCAGACCCCAGGAUGGACCCUCAGCCCCUCCAGAUGUGCCUUUGGGACGUGGGCAGGGGGCUGGGGCGGGUGAUCCCAAUCCCGUGCUGGGAUCCCGAGGGAUCCAGAGCCAGCUCCCAGCUCCCUCCAGCCCUGCAGGUGUCCAGCCCUGUCCCCCACACCAGUGGCUCCCCCCAGUGCCAAACGGGGAUCUCGGGGUGUGUGGGGGCUGUGGGGUGUCCCCCAGCUCUGUGGACACGUUGGUGGGAGCAGGACACGCGUCCUGGGGGAAAAACCUGGAAUAAAACCUUUUUUCCCCCUGUGUCA